Mya arenaria is the source of this 3465-nucleotide messenger RNA. Its product is annotated as N-alpha-acetyltransferase 30-like. The record is from RefSeq and is a predicted model, not a curated record. Gene Ontology annotation, molecular function: protein-N-terminal amino-acid acetyltransferase activity. Lineage: Eukaryota; Metazoa; Mollusca; Bivalvia; Myida; Myidae. Gene Ontology annotation, cellular component: NatC complex. Gene Ontology annotation, biological process: N-terminal peptidyl-methionine acetylation. The transcript is spliced from 4 exons. Bases 307 to 1191 code for a protein of 294 amino acids.
CACCACCCUUAUCUUGAAAAAGUAGCUCAUUUAUUUCUUUUGAAAUUCCAGAAUAUAGUUUAUCGAUCGCUUAACUCUUCAAUUGUUCAACCAUAAAAGUGAAUAAAAAACUGUUUAUUAUAUUCUGAAAGAAAAUAAUUGUCUUAGCACUUUUGUCCUGGCGCAGAGAAACCGGAAGUAAGAUGGCCGAAAGCACAACAACAUGCUAAAUCUGUCAAUAUUUUGUGUGGUAUUUUCCCCAACUUAUAGACGAUUCUGCUUAAAAUCUUUCAACAAGUCAACAACAGUUUAUAAUUCCAAUUGAAAAUGGCUGAUAGUUUAACUGAUAAUCUGUUAGUCAGUAAUGACACAGAGGGUUGUAAUUCUGAAAAUACUUACCCCACCCACUUGGAUAGCCCAGCGAACAAAACUUGUCUUUCAGCGAAAUCAGAGAAGCAUCCAUUAAAUGGAAUGACGAAACAUUCAUCUGAAAUAAAUGGUGUAAUAGGCCAAAGUCCAGAAAAGGUGGAUGGUCAUACCAUUUUUGAAGAAGCCGAAAAUGGCACUGACACUUCCACUUCGGAACUCAAUGCAGAAACUGUAGGAAGAGUCAGUUGUGUAGAGGAUUGUGAGGAUGAAGACUGUGGUUGUAGUAAAUCCAUUGCAAAAGACAUAAGCCAGAUAGUAUCAAAUCUUAAGUCUUUAAACAUGCUAGGUGCUGGUGAUACACUAACAGUUGAACAAGAUAUUUCAAAUGGAAUAGAAUAUGUUGUGUAUGAGUCGGAACUACAAAUGCCUGAUAUUAUGAGGCUUAUAACGAAAGACUUGUCAGAGCCAUAUUCAAUCUACACAUACAGAUACUUCAUUCAUAAUUGGCCGAAACUAUGUUUCCUUGCAAUGGAUGGAGGAAAAUGUGUCGGAGCGAUCGUCUGCAAACUGGACAUGCACAAAAAAAUGGUUCGCAGAGGGUACAUAGCUAUGUUGGCCGUUGAUGCAGAAUACAGAAGGAAGAAAAUUGGAUCCCAUUUGGUGUUAAAGGCAAUAAAAGCCAUGAUUGCUGAUGACUGUGAUGAGGUUGUUUUAGAGACAGAAAUAACGAAUCAGUCUGCUCUUCGUCUCUACGAAAAUUUAGGAUUUGUUCGUGAUAAGCGUCUUUUUCGCUAUUAUCUGAAUGGUGUUGACGCCUUGAGACUCAAAUUAUGGCUGCGAUAACUUUGUUAAAUUGUUAAGUAGUUUAACUAUGUUAAGUUGUUGUUGAGUUUUGUAUAGGGGCAUAAAAUAGGUUGAUGCAAAAAAUAUUUAUCCUUGUUAUGUUUAACUCAUUUGACUAAUGAUCCAUACAAAAAGAAACAUAUGAUGUGUGCCCAGACAAAAUAAUAUAAGUGGAAUUUUGGUGCUUUUUUAAAUGGGGAGGUUGUUGCCAGGCAACUAUUAAUGGGGGAAAAAGCAUUAAAUUUAUAAAAGCUAACAUUUUUAUCUGUUCACAAAUCGUUUGCUUUUUCAGUUCUGAUCAUUUGUCAAAUGUGUUUAACAGAAUAAUGCAUUAAAAUAGAAUAAAACUGAAAAAAUUGUCAUCAACCUAUAUUGUGCCCCUUCAAUAUGAGUUAAGAACCAUUUAAAUGCAACCCUAUGUAUAGAUAUAAGUUAUGGCUACUAGUAUGUUUAGGGGAAAAAUGAGGGAAGCUGAAGAAUAAACAUGAUUAUUUUGUGUAUACUGUGAAGAUUCAUGCAGCUUUUUAACAAAAGCCUACAAUUCCUGCCAAUGAAUUGCCCAUUGCAGAUUUACAACUUUACUAAAAUGAUGAUCUAUUUAUAGCCGUAGAUUGGUUUGUUAACUAAAAUGAUGAUCUAUUUAUAGCCAUAGAUUGGUUUGUUAACUAAAAUGAUGAUCUAUUUAUAGCCGUAGAUUGGUUUGUUAACUAAAAUGAUGAUCUAUUUAUUGCAGUAGAUUGGUUUGUUAACUAAAAUGAUGAUCUAUUUAUAGCUGUAGAUUGGUUUGUUAACUAAAAUGAUGAUCUAUUUAUAGCCGUAGAUUGGUUUGUUAACUAAAAUGAUCUAUUUAUAGCAGUAGAUAGGUUUGUUUACUAAAAUGAUUAUCUCUUUAUAGCAGUAGAUUGGUUUGUUAACUUAAAUGAUGAUCUAUUUAUAGCAGUAGAUUGGCUUGUUUGAUUCAGGAGUCUUAAGUAAAAAACAACAACAUAAAAUUCCAAACUAGAGCUUAUCAUUAGUUCUUACAAUAUAUAUAAGUUACAUUUAUUUAUGAAACCAUAGCUAACUGUAUUAUAGCAAUUGUGUAGAUAAUGACAGGGGCCGGUAUGUUUCCUUAUAAAUGUUUACGUUUAUAUAUUAGAGAAUGGGUAUUUAUUUACAUAACAAUAUUAUAUACAUUGGUUUACAUGUAAAGACUAAGAGGUUAAUUUAUGGAAACAAGCUUGCUCUGUAUGAACAAACGUUUUAUGUUUGCAAAAUUUAUUUUUUAAUUGAUGAAUGAAGUGUGCAUGAUGGUUAAUGAACUGUUUGAGCAAUUAUAAAAGACUUGGACCCAUUUCUUAAUUCUACCUCUUAGUCUUGUAUUAAUUGAAAACAAAAAUCCUUUAAACAAAAUAUCCGCUCAGAAACAUUCAUGUUCAGUGUGUUGUAUUUUUAAUAAAAUUGAGAAUUCUUAAUUUUAAGCCUGUUUUUCAAAGAGUUGGGGAAUUGUCAUAGCCUUGGUGUUAAUGUAUAGUUAAGUCUUUGUUUAUAUGAAUAUAUCAGUUUAAACAUAGUCUGGCCCGGUGAAGAUUAGUGAUUGAAAUUAUGUUUUGUCUCCUGGCACAUCCUCUGUUUAAAUUGACCAAUGAACCUGGUGAAAAUGAAUAGUGGCCGACUGCUGAAUUACUAAAUAAAUAUUAUGUGAACUUAAAAAAUACCGAUGAAUUGAGCAAAAUACAUUUUCCAACAUCUAUAGUUGUUAUGUGUGGCAAUGGAAAGCUGUUGAAAUAUUCACAUGAAAUUUUGUAUACAUAGGGCCGAUUGUUUAGAACUUUUUUAAAGGUGUUGACAUCAUUGUCUACAUCUAUAUUUUAACAAAGAUUUGUUUAUAAGUUGUACUCUUUAAAUAAGUUCUGAAUAAUCAGUCCAUUGUUUUAAAUGUUUGUAUUAAAAGUUUCCAGCGAUACUUUUGGAGUAAUUCCCCUCAAAUCAAGUGAAAGAAACAGAUUAGCCUCAGCAUGCAGUAGGAAUUGCUAUUUCAAAUAAAUUGCCAAAAUGUUUUUGUAACAUUGUAUAUUCAGUAUCUCUAGUGAAUAUCAGUCAGUUGCAUCAUAUUCAAUAAUAUUUUUAACUGCCUGCAAAAGUUAGCAUUGUAUUUGCCAUAAGAGAGUAUGGAGAUAUUGCAGACUUGUUAUUAUUGUUACUAAAUUGUUGUAUGAUUUGUACAUAGAAAGUCUUUACAUUUUAUCUUAACAACCCUCCUUUGCAACUGAAUAAUAAAUUAUUGAAAUGUUA